AUGGACAUCAUGAAAGCUCGUGUGGAUAGGGCGGCAUCCCUGGGGUGUGACGGGAUCGAGCCGGACAACAUGUCGGAAGGAGGGCGGCAACACUGAGUGUGCACGCGUUGACAAACAAAAAGCGCCUGUGUUUCGCCUGGCCGUGAGGCCCACACCGCUUAUUGAGACUGGGGGUCUAGUGUAUCCCUCUCGUACGUACUUCGACCGGCUGGUCAUCCGAAAUGAGGGUGGCCACAAUACCGCGCACGGUAUUCCUCUCCCGCAUGUAGGUGCCAUUCCCAUGCGUUCUCUCGGCGAGACGGUUCCGAACAUCGUUCCGGAGAUCGUCCCGUAGUCCCCCUUCGUCUGCCGGCCCUCACGCCUUGCUCUCUGUCCUGCUGCUGAGAUACUCCAGGGUUCCCACGUUAAAUUGACACGAAAAUUUUGGACUGAGAUAGAUCGACACCAAAAAAAGUGACAGUUGGCAAAUUGACACGAAAAAAGGUAACGGUUGCUAAAUUGACACGAAAAAAUAUUCCGCCGCACGUUGCCUGGCGAAGGGCAGCAGCGGCGCAGCCUCAAGUUAAAAAAAAUUCAACCCCAGCUGCACCGCUGCACCGCCGGGAAGAAACCCAACGGUCGCGCUCCCUCAUCACCGCACCCGACACGGAGCGAGGGGAUGGCGCGCCUUGCGCGAGGUAGGAUCCGCUACUAGUGGUAUGAUGAGUGCAUGCAGGUUCUACUGCUUGCUGUGUUGUGC
Messenger RNA from Ectocarpus sp. CCAP 1310/34, 739 nucleotides. Lineage: Eukaryota; Phaeophyceae; Ectocarpales; Ectocarpaceae. The record is from the annotation of a GenBank genome assembly.